Messenger RNA from Oncorhynchus masou masou (cherry salmon), 1588 nucleotides. RefSeq names its product ADP-ribosylation factor-like protein 6. Gene Ontology annotation, cellular component: axoneme; cytoplasm. Gene Ontology annotation, molecular function: GTPase activity; GTP binding. The coding region runs from base 1 to 582 and encodes 193 amino acids. The transcript is spliced from 8 exons. NCBI's taxonomy places the organism in Eukaryota, Metazoa, Chordata, Actinopteri, Salmoniformes, Salmonidae. Gene Ontology annotation, biological process: intracellular protein transport; vesicle-mediated transport; protein localization to cilium. The record is from RefSeq and is a predicted model, not a curated record.
AUGGGCCUGUUAGAUAAACUGUCGGGAUGGCUGGGGCUGAAGAAGAGAGAAGUGAACGUGUUGUGUUUGGGACUGGACAACAGCGGGAAAACUACCAUCAUCAAUCAACUCAAACCCAGUAAUACCCAGACACAAGACAUUGUCCCAACUAUUGGCUUCAACAUAGAAAAAUUCAAGAGUUCAAGUGUGUCCUUCACAGUGUUUGACAUGUCUGGUCAGAGCAGAUAUAGAAACCUAUGGGAACAUUACUACAAAGAGAGUCACGCCAUCAUAUUUGUCAUCGAUAGUGGAGAUAAAUUACGAAUGGUCGUUGCCAAAGAGGAGCUGGAUACUCUUCUCAAUCACCAAGACAUCCGCAGCAGGAGGUUGCCAGUGCUGUUCUUUGCUAAUAAGAGUGACCUGAGAGAAGCCAUGUCUUUAGUCAAAGUCUCUCAGCUGCUCUGUCUGGAAAACAUCAAGGACAAACCCUGGCAUAUAUGUGCCAGUAAUGCUGUAAAAGGAGAGGGUCUACUGGAGGGGGUGGACUGGCUUCAAGAGCAAAUUGCACAAUCAUAUCAAAACAAUGAAGACUUGAUUAAAUAAAAUGGAUGAAAUGCUUUUGAUGAAGGAUCGUGAUGGGAAGAAGAGAGAGGCCUCAGUGACUACAACAUGGCUCCUCCAACUGGGUGUGUCUUUGGUUAUCUGAUGUCACGAUUUAUACGGUGCAAGGGAAUCACUUGUUUCCUCUUUCUAUUUGUUACUCUGUCAUGAUGCCUGCUGUAUGAUACUGUUGUAAAGUGUUGAUGUGAAGUGUUGCUGAACAGCUUGUUGCAGUGUAGAAACUACCCUCCGAGAUUGUUUGUGUGUUAUUCAGUGUUACAGCACGUGGUGUGUAACUGUGCUGUCUGAAUGUGGAAAGAUAUGAUUAAUGUAUUCUGUUGUAACAUUUUUACCCUCUACAUUUCUGAGCUGUACUUAAUGCUUGUUUUUUAUGCCAUUUAAUGUGCUGUGACUGUUUUUCAGACAUAAACUCAGCAAAAAAAGAAAUGUCCUCUCACUGUCAACUGCGUUUAUUUUCAGCAAACUUAACAUGUGUAAAUACAUCAUAUUCAACAACUGAGACAUAAACUGAACAGGUUCCACAGACAUGUGACUAACAGAAAUGGAAUAAUGUGUCCCUGAACAAAGGGGGUCAAAAUCAAAAGUAACAGUCAGUAUCUGGUGUGGCCACCAGCUGCAUUAAGUACUGCAGUGCAUCUCCUCCUCAUGGUCUGCACCAGAUUUGCUAGUUCUUGCUGUGAGAUGUUACCCCACUCUUCCACCAAGGCACCUGCAAGUUCCCGGACAUUUCUGGGGGGAAUGGCAUUAGCCCUCACCCUCCGAUCCAACAGGUCCCAGACACGCUCAAUGGGAUUGAGAUCCGGGCUCUUCGCUGGCCAUGGCAGAACACUGACAUUCCUGUCUUGCAGACAAUCAGCAUUCUCAUGCUGGACGGUCAUGUCAGGAUGGUAGGAUACCACAUGAGGAAGGAUACCACAUGAGGGAGGAGAAUGUCUUCCCUGUAACGCACAGUGUUGAGAUUGCCUGCAAUGACAACAAGCUCAGUCCA